AUGGCAUCCUCUGUCUGUCGUGUUGCACGCAAGCGCAUCGUCUCCCAGCCUGCAUUGGCUCGCGGUCUGGCCACGGCCAAGCCGCCGCCGUCGUUGUUCGCUCCACUCGACACGUUCCCCGACCGGCACAUAGGCCCUGAUGAUUCCGAGGCGGCUCUCAUGCUCAAACAGCUGGGCUACGACUCUAUGGACGCGUUCAUCCGCGAAGCCGUCCCUCAGCAGGUCAAGAUUGCGUCAACCGAGAUCACGGAUGAAGUUAUCGCACCUCUCAGCGAGCUCGAGCUUAAGCGGCGAGCUCAGGCGCUCGGAAGGGAGAACAAGCCGUUCAAGAGCUACAUUGGCAUGGGUUAUCACAAUGCCGUCGUGCCGCCGGUCAUCCUCCGCAAUGUCAUGGAGAAUCCCGCUUGGUACACCCAGUAUACUCCGUAUCAAGCCGAGAUUGCUCAAGGACGUCUCGAGUCGCUGGUGAACUUCCAGACUAUGGUCAUGUCAAUGACCGGGAUGGAUAUCGCCAAUGCCUCGUUAUUGGACGAGGCAACUGCAGCGGCCGAAGGGAUGGUGAUGGCAUAUGUCGCGUCUCAUCAAAAGAAGAAGGUCUUCUUCGUCGAUAAUGGCGUUCUGCCCCAAACUUUGGCUGUUCUUCGCACCCGCGCUAAGGGCUUUGGUAUCGAGCUCAAGGUCGGCGAUGCAUCGACUGCUUUUGAAGGAGAGUCGAAUGUGUGUGGCAUCCUUGUCCAGUACCCCGAUACCGAUGGCAACGUCAAAGACUUCUCCACACUCUCAAACGCGGCGCACAAGUCGGGGGCACUAGUCAUCGCGGCAACCGACUUGCUCGCCCUCGCAAUGCUGAAGCCUCCUGGCGAGUGGGGUGCUGAUAUCGUCUGCGGUAACUCCGCACGUUUUGGGGUUCCAGCAGGGUAUGGCGGCCCGCAUGCUGCGUUCUUUGCAUGCACGGAGAAACUUAAGCGCAAGAUGCCUGGCCGUCUCAUCGGUCGCUCUCGCGACGUCACUGGCAAGCCUGCGUACCGUCUUGCCCUUCAGACUCGUGAGCAGCACAUCAGACGGGAGAAGGCGACCAGCAACAUCUGUACAAGCCAGGCGCUUCUAGCGAAUAUGGCAGCGAUGUACGCCGUUUAUCACGGACCCGACGGUAUCAAGCGGAUCGCAGGCAAGGUUCAUGGACUGACGCAGCUGCUGAAGACGAUCGUCGAGAGCUUCGGCUUUAAGGUCACGAAUGAGGCUUUUUUCGACACACUCACUCUGGACGUAUCUGGCGUAGUCAAGUCGGCAACUACUGUUCACAAUAGCGCCGCGGCGGCAGGUGUCAACUUCCGCCGUAUCGAUGAUUCGCGCCUCGGUAUCACCAUCGACGAGAGCGUCGGCCCUAUAGACUUCAUUCGCAUCGCCAACGUCUUCUCUAGCGUCGUCGGCUCGUCUCUGCUCACACGUGAUUCUGUGCCGACGCCGACCACUUCGCUAUCUGUUCCUGAGUCGCUUGUGCGCAAGUCAGGGUUCCUCCCUCAUCCGGUUUUCAACAGGCACCACUCGGAGACGGAGAUGCUGCGAUACAUUCACCACCUCGAAUCGAAGGACUUGUCGCUCGCACAUGCCAUGACACCUCUCGGCAGUUGCACGAUGAAGCUCAACAGCACGAGCAGCAUGAUCCCACUUACGGCGCCUGACUUUAGCAACGUACACCCUUUCGCACCGCUUGACCAGGUUCAGGGCUAUGCGCGGAUCAUCCACGAGCUCGAGAGCGACCUCUGCAAGAUCACUGGCUUCCAUUCCUGCUCACUUCAGCCGAACUCUGGUGCGGCUGGCGAGUAUGCCGGUUUGAGCGUUAUCCGCGCAUAUCACGAAUCACGAGGCGAGGGCCACCGCGACAUAUGUUUGAUCCCGGUCUCAGCACACGGGACGAAUCCGGCAUCCGCUCACAUGGCCGGCCUGAAGGUUGUCCCGGUCAAGUCCCUUCAGGACGGUAGCCUCGAUCUAGAGGACCUCUCUGCCAAGGCUGAGAAGCACAAAAAUAACCUCGCGGCGUUCAUGAUCACCUAUCCGUCAACGUUUGGUGUCUUCGAAGAGGGCGUUCGCGAUGCUUGUGACAUCAUCCAUAAGAAUGGCGGUCAAGUUUACCUCGACGGUGCAAACCUCAAUGCUCAAAUUGGCCUCACCAACCCGGCAGUCUGCGGCGGCGAUGUUUGUCAUAUGAACUUGCACAAAACCUUUGCAAUCCCGCAUGGUGGCGGGGGGCCAGGUGUUGGACCCAUUUGCGUCGCCGAACACCUCUCACCUUUCCUCCCUACUCACCCUCUCAUCUCAACUGGCGGCAACAAGGCCAUUGACGCCGUCGCCGCUGCCCCGUGGGGCAGCGCAUCCAUCCUCCUCAUCUCCUGGGCGUACAUCAAGAUGCUUGGUGGUCAGGGUCUCGCUGACUCGUCCAAGAUGGCGCUCUUGAGUGCGAACUACAUGGCCGCACGCCUAUCUGGGCAUUACUCCCUGCGCUUUCACAACAAGAACCAGCGCGUUGCACACGAACUACUUAUCGACUUCGCCGAGUUCGACAAAGCCGCUGGAUUGAAGGUUACCGACUUCGCCAAGCGUUUACAGGACUACGGGUUCCACCCCCCUACUGUAUCGUGGCCCAUUCCGACGUGCAUGCUCAUUGAGCCUACGGAGUCAGAGAGUCUCGAGGAGAUCGAUAGGUUCUGCGAUGCUAUGAUCCGAAUCCGUGAAGAAGCCGAGGAAGUCAUCACGGGUAAGCAGCCGAAGGACAAUAAUGUUCUCAAGAACGCGCCGCACCCGAUGUCCGUUGUCAUUGAAGGCGAUUGGGAUAGACCGUACACGCGCGAGAAGGCUGUAUACCCGGCGCCCUGGUUGAAAGAGAAGAAAUUCUGGCCGACUGUCUCCCGCGUCGACGACGCUUACGGUGACCUCAACUUGAUCUGCGACUGCCCUUCCGUCGAGGAAACUGCUUAUGAUUUCAACGCAUAG
Molecule: messenger RNA, 2991 nt
Organism: Peniophora sp. CBMAI 1063
Lineage: Eukaryota; Fungi; Basidiomycota; Agaricomycetes; Russulales; Peniophoraceae
Source: the annotation of a GenBank genome assembly